This is a messenger RNA of Nelumbo nucifera (sacred lotus), 871 nucleotides long. RefSeq lists its product as uncharacterized. Gene Ontology annotation, biological process: RNA splicing. The record is from RefSeq and is a predicted model, not a curated record. Gene Ontology annotation, cellular component: small nuclear ribonucleoprotein complex. Gene Ontology annotation, molecular function: RNA binding. Lineage: Eukaryota; Viridiplantae; Streptophyta; Magnoliopsida; Proteales; Nelumbonaceae.
AUAAAUUACAUAAUUGGUGUAUAGAGCGAGGGUUUUUGACAUUUUGAAUGUUGCAUAGAAUUCACAAGUCUGCAUUGUGCCCGUCCGUACUUUUUUUCCCUUCAUUUUUCGUUGUUGGCAAUAGCGCGAGAGGAGAUCUGAAUACUAAACUCAUCGCUGAUUCACUGUUUUAUUUCACUCGUUGUUUCGCAGUUUUCGAACAAAUCCUUAGAAGAAUCUCAGCUGCUCGCAAUUUCCUAGUUCGAUUCAAGAUGAGUCGGCCAAUGGAGGAGGAUGCCAAUGUAAAGAAUGAGGAAGAGGAAUUUAACACAGGACCACUUUCUGUGCUCAUGAUGAGUGUUAAGAACAAUACCCAGGUGCUUAUCAACUGCCGGAACAAUAGGAAACUUCUUGGCCGUGUAAGAGCCUUUGAUCGGCACUGCAACAUGGUUCUUGAAAAUGUUAGGGAGAUGUGGACUGAGGUACCAAAGACAGGAAAGGGGAAGAAAAAAGCCCAACCAGUCAACAAGGACAGAUUUAUCAGCAAGAUGUUUCUUCGUGGGGACUCUGUUAUCAUUGUUCUGAGGAAUCCCAAGUGAGGAGUACGCGUAAUGGUCGGAAAUUUUAGUUGUACAACCUUUUUCGGCUCUCUCUUGUCAGGUUCGUUUCAGAAAUUUUAGUGCUUGCUGUAUCUGUUUCAGAAAUUUAAGUUUUAACUCUUGUUUUGGGAGAGAGUAGAAGUAGCACUGGAUUGUGGUGGGGUGGUGGAUACCGAACUUUUUAUCGGUAAUGUACCGGUUGCGGUUGCGUGCGUCCUUACCAGUAUUAUUACCGUACGGAUUGUUUGCCAUGUGUAAAUUCGGUUCAAAAAGUUCAAACAAUUAACGCUCGA